GAGCGAUUGUAGAAAAACCCACUUCAAAAUUCCAUGAAAAGGGUGAAAUUCAGAUUUCCAUAAAAAUAAAAUGAUGUAAUAGGAACUGGAAUUUUAGCACCAAACCUCCAACAAAAAACCCGCCUAAAUCUCACAAGUGCGAAGAAGAAAGUAUUUGUUAUUUUCUCCAACGAAAUCAUACAUUAUGUUUUCCAUUGCAGCUAUUAAUGAUACAGAAUCACGGAAUCAGUGGCAGCCGUUAGCCCCAACCAAAGAAGCUCAGGCAAGAGCUCUUACUGUUUGGGAGUGCACAUUAUCAUCUUUUGAAUCUAUUAUUUAUUCAACCAGUAUAUAUGUAAGUUUGAAUGGUGACCUCCCGGAUGGAGUGAUUCUCGGCAGGUGGAAAGUGCAAGUGAUGGUCAUAUUUUACAGCUCAGCUUCCUGCAGAUUUUUGGCGCUAAAAAACCUAGCAACUGUUUUUCUCCAGCAAGGUCGUUCCUGUUAUGACAAAGCUUUAUGUUGCUAUCUUCAAGCUGUAGAGAUUGAUGGUAGAGAUUCUGUUGUCUGGAACCAAUUAGGAACCCUAUCUUGUUCCAUGGGUUCAUUAAGUAUCUCCCGUUGGGCUUUUGAGCAAGGCCUAAUUUGCAGCCCUAGUAACUGGAAUUGCAUGGAGAAACUCUUGGAAGUCCUUAUCGCAAUUGGUGAUGAGGUCGCAUGUCUUUCUGUUGCAAAACUUAUAUUAAGGCACUGGCCAUCUCAUUCUCGGGCAUUGCAUGUCAAGAAUACUAUUGAGGACUCGGAACCAAUUCCUUUCACUCCAAGGGGCAUAGAUAAACUAGAACCAAAACAUAUACGCCUAAAAUUUCCAGAGAAGAGAAAAGCUACUGAUGAGGACUUGGAAAUGACCACAGCAUCUAAAAGGAUGAAGCAAAACAUUGAGAUUCAUCUUUCAGAAGCCUCCUGGAUAGCUCUUGUUGGUGAAUUAGUGGACAUUUUGAAUUCAUCACCUACAUCGGGGGAUGUUAGACUAAGCAUACAGUUGCCUUCAUCUGCUGUAAUUGGUUCUACUGAAAAUAAAGGAUUUAUCCUGCCAGAUGGUGCAGCAAGGCCUUUCGAUAAUUCCGAACCUGUAAAUGAGAAGGAAGGAACCUUAUUUGAUGAACAACCUCAAGAGAGACGAAGCAGUCGUCUCGAAAGGCUCAGGAGCCGCAAACCAGGUAAAGAUGAUUCUUAUUUUUCCACCAGUAAGGAUCCUGCUAAAGUUGUGAAACAAUUUCUGGUGCCUUAUAUAAUGGAGGGAACCCGACCUGCAAAUUGCCCCAGCAAUUCUGAUCCUUCUUUUCAUAGUGCUGAAGUAUUGAGUAAUUCAGUGGACUCGGAAUCUCCUGAUGUUAUUGAAUUUGUCCAGAAUACUUCCAAUAAUUUUGGUGCUUACCACAUGGGUCACUUGCUCUUAGAGAAAAUUGCAAAUAGAAGCAUUUCAUAUCAGGAUAGUAUAACAAAAGUUUUGGACUUAGAGAAGGUUACAAGGCACUGGGGAUUGGAACGAAGUCCUGAGUGUAGUCUUUUUCUUGCGGAGCUGUAUUAUGAUAUGGGGUUACAGUCUUCUGAAACAUUGAUGAGCAACUUCAUAUCAGAAGCAUCCUAUCAUCUUUGUAAGAUUGUGGAAUCUGUAGCUCUGGAAUAUCCAUUUCAUAUCACUGGAGUGAACGGGAAGAUUGACUAUUCAGUAAGGGAUGUCUCGGAGAAUGACCAAAAAGACAACUCGUCCUAUUUAAAUAACAAGAACUGGUUCUGGAUACGAUUUUUCUGGUUAAGUGCACGGCUGUCUCUUUUGGAAGGUGAUAAAGAAAAAGCUCAAAAAGAACUUUCUAUCGUGUUGGCCCUUUUCACAGGUAAGGAUAAGGUGAACAGCCCACGUGGUUCUAUUUGCUUGCCACACAGUAAAAUAAUUAAAGAACUGACUGUUGAUAGGGUCCUUCAUGCAUUAAAUCUGAUUGAGGUUGAUUACUUGUUGAAGAACUCUAUCAGUGGAAUGCUUGAGAAAAGCAUGCAUGCAGAAUGUGUGAAGAUGCUUGCUCCUUGUUUAUUAUCGGCAAAGGAUGUUAAUGUCGAAGUGUUAUGUGAUUUGGGUCGUGAAGAUAAAGGAAACAGUUCAGUUGAGUUAUCGGCAUUAGAUGUUCUGAUCAGGUCGUGUGAAGUGGCAGAACCAAUGGAUAUUGACAUCUACUUGAAUUGUCAUAGAAGGAAACUCAGUAUACUUUUAGCUGGAGCUGUUUUGGAGAGCAAGUCUCCUCAAAACACACCAGGUUUAAAUACUUCUUUGGAAAGUCAGCCAAAAGAAAGCCUCUGGAAGCAUUAUAAUCAUUUAGUUGCUGAAGAGGUGAAGGCUAUUUCUCGGUCUGCAUCACAAAUCAAGGGUAUUAUCAACUCCAGUGAGAAUUCUGUUGCUUACUAUGUUUUGGAAAUCUUAUUGCAGAAAAAAAUUCCCCUAGCAGUCAUUGGUGAUAUCCAGUCUUUACUGCUAACCUAUAUGUGCAAUGUUGCUACAUGCUUCUCUAAAAAGUCAUCUGGGAUUGGUGUUCUGGAGUCAACUGAGCAACCAGAGCAAUGCUGCUUUGUGGAGGCUGCUAUUGCGUUCUUCAAACUAGAGCACCUGGACAUUAAUGUCACGAUCAAAUCUCUAGCGGAGCUGGUUGUUGCAAUUCAUGAUAUGCUUGCCGAGUUUGGGAUCUGUUGUGCUCGGGGAAAUUGUGAAGAACAAGAUGAGACAUUCUUGAAACUUGCAAUUAAGCAUCUUUUGGCCUUAGACAUGAAGCUGAAGUCUACUAACUCUCUGAAUAAGGGUGAACAAACCAAGUUUGAUCGACAGACUUCCAAAAAUGUUCAGCUUAAUAUAGAAUCACGUUUGGUUAUGCUUGAUAAGGAAGUGGGCAAAAUUCAUAAGGAUGAAAGCAAAUCGGCAGAGAAAAAUGUUUCCGGAAGUACGAGUGCUGAAAACUUCUCUUCUGUUUUAGAGAAGGAGCAAAUAGACGUGAAAUAUGACAGUGAUGUUGGCUAUGUGCCUGACAGCAUGUCCAGUGAUGAAGAAACAGUAAAUAGUCAAAAUAUAGCGUGCGGGAAUGAGCUAAAUGAUGAUGAAAGAGAGGAGCUUGAGCUCAUCAUUGAUAAUGCAUUAGAUCAAUGUUUUUACUGUCUGUAUGGUUUGAAUCUGAGAUUAGAUUCAUCUACUGAAGAGGAAUUAGUGAAACAUAAAAACACAAGCCAAGGAGAUUACCAGACUAAAGAACAGUGUGCAGACGUGUUUCAGUAUAUACUUCCAUAUGCAAGAGCUUCAUCAAAAACUGGGAUGGUUAAACUUAGGAGGGUGCUGAGAGCCAUACGCAAACACUUUCCUAAACCGCCUGACAGGGAUUUGGCUGGAAAUCCAAUUGAAAAAUUCUUAGAUAAUCCUGAAUUAUGUGAAGAUAAACUCUCAGAAGAGGCUGGGUCUGAAGGAUUUUUGAGUACCAUGAGGAAGAUUGUGUUUUCAGAGGAUGAACCCCCCAAACAUCAAAACUCGUCGUCACUGGAAAGGUAUAAUUGGGUACCUCAUUUCUCGGACCCAUUCCUGGAAGUUUAUCAGAAUUUGUAUUAUCUUCUUGCACAGUCCGAAGAACUUAGCGCCACUGAUAAAUGGGCUGGUUUCGUUCUAACUAAGGAAGGGGAAGAAUUUGUAGAUAAUAAUGCAAAUCUCUUCAAAUAUGAUUUGAUAUAUAAUCCUCUCCGUUUUGAAAGUUGGCAGAGCCUUGCAAAUAUAUAUGAUGAGGAGGUGGACUUGCUGCUUAAUGAUGGCAGUAAACAAAUAAAUGUAUCGGGAUGGAGGAAAAGUGUUUCUCUACCUCACAGAGUUGAAUCAAGCCGUAGAAGGAGCAGGCGAUGCUUAUUGAUGACUUUAGCUUUGGCAAAGACAGCAACUCAACAGGGUGAGAUACACGAGCUUUUGGCAUUAGUUUAUUAUGACGGUCUUCAGAAUGUGGUACCAUUUUAUGAUCAGAGGUCUGUCGUGCCCCUAAAAGAUGCAGCAUGGAAGAUGUUUUGCCAGAAUUCUAUGAGCCACUUCAACAAAGCCUUAAAACACAAGGAGGAUUGGUCUCAUGCAUUUUAUAUGGGUAAACUCUCUGAGAAACUUGGAUACCCUGAUGAUACAUCAUUCUCAUACUAUGCUAAGGCUAUCAUCAUGAACCCGUCAGCUGUUGCUGCAGCACAUUCAUUUGCUCAAUCCACAAAAGAUACCGUUACAAAUCUUUUGAGUAGACUUGAUUGUGAAACUCCAGAGACAUUAACGCAUACCAAGGAUGGUUUAUCCAAUAGCAACUCUGAGGUGAUAGCCUUAACCAAAUUUGAAAAGGCGUGGAAUAUUCUUUACAGUGAUUGCCUUUCUGCCUUAGAGACGUGUGUGGAAGGAGACCUUAAGCAUUUUCACAAAGCCCGGUAUAUGCUUGCUCAAGGGUAUUACAGGAGAGGUGGUACUGGGGAUCUUGAGAAAGCAAAGGAGGAACUCUCUUUUUGCUUUAAGUCAUCUCGUUCGUCGUUUACGAUCAAUAUGUGGGAGAUUGACAGUAUGGUCAAGAAAGGAAGACGCAAGACUCCAGGUCCUUGUCACAGGCGAUCUCUUGAAGUCAACUUGGCAGAAAGUUCUCGUAAAUUUAUAACUUGCAUCAGGAAGUACAUCUUGUUCUACUUGAAGUUAUUGGAGGAGACUGGAGAUAACACUACCCUUGAACGGGCUUAUAUCUGUCUUAAGGCAGAUAAACGGUUCUCUUUGUGCCUUGAAGAUCUUGUGCCAGUGGCUCUUGGGAGGUAUAUUAAGGCCUUAAUUACGUCCAUAUGUCAAGCCAGUAGUGGCUCUUAUACUGCUACAGACCAAGUUGAGCAUUUGCUGGAGAAGCUAUUCAACUUGUUUUUGGAGCAGGUGAAUUUGUGGUCAGAUAUUUGCAAUUUGCCUGAGCUCAAAAGCCCAGAACUGACUGAAAGCAGCCUCUAUGGAUAUAUCUAUCAGUAUAUUCAGCUAUUAGAGAGAAAUAUCAAAUUCGAAACACUUGAAGGAAUAAAUGAGAAGAUCCGUAAGCGUUUGAAGAAUCCAAAAUUGUCUAACAGCAACCUUUGCAAAGUGUACAAGCAUGUUUCUGCAGCCUGGUGUAGAUCACUCGUCAUCAGUAUGGUUUUAAUAACACCCUUGCACUCGAGAAUUUCGACCGAGAUUCAUGGUAUGGACUCUUCGAGUGGUGGGCUGGAAAUCGAACAGCUUCUGUGUGUCGAUCUCCAGCCUGAGGAAUUGUGGAGUUCGGCUUUUGAAGAUGUAAAUCAUCUCAAGGCUCUUGAAAAUAAAUGGAACCCUUCACUGUCUAAGAUAAAGAAUGUCAUAAUCAAGAGAGUCUCAGAUGAGGAUUUGGAAACUGCAGCCACACUGCUCAAAUCUUCUUAUAAUUUCUAUAAGGACACAUCAUGUUCACUGCUUCCUUCUGGCGUAAAUCUUUAUAUUGUGCCAGCUCAGCUUGGGACAGAGACUUAUGUCCAGCCUGGCAUUGAGGGGAUCGACAUACUGGACAUGAAUACUUCACGGAAGCUCCUUUUGUGGGCUUAUUCGCUAUUGCACGGUCAUUAUGUGAAUAUCUCCCAUGUUAUCAAGCACUGUGAAGAAAAUGUGAGGUUAAGGAUUAGGAAGGGAACAGGAGGUACGUCCACUCCUUCAAAUGCACAAACACCAACUAACGCUGCUUCUCAAAUGGGUGGUGGCGCUAAAGAUGGUAUUGGCAAAACCAGCGAGGCUGAAACUGUUACACUUACACCUCCUUCAUUGCCUGAAACACAAAAUUUGUCAGAGACCUCGAAGAACACACAAAGAGAACCUUCCACUUUGCCAGAGAAUGAUAAUACACAAAAUUCAUUACAAGAUUGUGUGGCAGAGAAAAAAGGAAAUGGAAACAUAGCUAAGGUGCCGUCAGCACCAUUAUCUCCAUUUGGGGAGACAAAUAACAGCAUGAAAAGUGCGUUGCCAAAGAUUGAUGAUGAUGAAGCCAGUGAAGUUUAACUCCACUUGAUUGCUGUGAAGUCAUUCAUGGUGCCCUUGGGUGAGUCGCAAGUCCAAUUAGUAUACUAUUCAGGGGUGGUUUUCUGAAAAUGAAUUUAAUUAGUUGUACAAGAUACACGGUGUUUUCUCAGUGUAAAGAUUAGGUGCUUAAAUGACAGUUGUGUUUAGAUGUGGAUUUUUCGUGCAGAUUUUUCGUGCAGUUGUGUUUAGGUUGUGCUUAAAUUGUAUUUUAUUGGCCAUUGUCACUUUUUUUUAUAUAAUAAUAUCAUUGGACCCUGGAUUUAUUUUUCCAUAAGA
Messenger RNA from Striga asiatica, 6349 nucleotides. The record is from the annotation of a GenBank genome assembly. NCBI's taxonomy places the organism in Eukaryota, Viridiplantae, Streptophyta, Magnoliopsida, Lamiales, Orobanchaceae.